AUGUUGACCACAAGACCCUCAUUGACCUUUUGGAUAUACCGCGCCUCGAUCAUUUUGGCUCUCUGCCACAGCGCGCUCUCCAAUGCGACCGCCCAGCCACCCCCGAACGGGGCGCAAACUGCUCACCACACAACACCAGCGACAUGUCCAGCGAAGAGUACCUGGCAGACCGAGUCCGAGCUCUUCCAUCUGCCGCCGUGUCUGGAGACGCGCUGGGGGCCGGGUCGCGAUAUCUACCUUGCCUCGGCGCCCGAUACAAAUGCGACAGCCAACGAGCCGGUCGUGAAUCCACCUAUAAUCCCGAGCGGGACGCCAGGAGAGAGAGCGAAAACGAUCGCCGACCAGAGCGCCGAACAGGACCAAGAUACGGACUCGCUAUUAGACGGUGGUAAUUUCCUCUCUUUUGAGGACUGGAAGAAGCAGAACCUAGCGAAGGUCGGACAAUCAGCCGAGAAUGUUGGAGGGAGCAGACGCGCUGCGGCUGCUGGGAAGGAAGAUCGUCGGCAGCCGACUGGAAUCAAUAAUGCUUUGGAUUCGCUGGGCGACGAUGCCGAGAUCGAGUUGGACUUUGGUGGGUUCGGCGCUGAGACGCCCGAGGCUAGUCCUACCGCUUGGGGCUCGCAUAUCCCGUCUCGCGAGGCUGGGCAGUCGGGGAAUGCGGAUGGCAGAGGCAAUGUGGAUGUGCAAGGGCAGGGUGCGCUCCAGAGAGAUGCGUCGCGUCGUAAGGAUGCGGGCACUACUUGCAAAGAGCGGUUCAACUAUGCUUCCUUUGACUGCGCAGCUACGGUCUUGAAGACGAAUCCUGAAAGCAAGGGUUCUUCUUCUGUGCUCAUUGAGAAUAAGGAUAGCUAUAUGCUCAAUGAGUGUCGCGCGCAGAACAAAUUUCUUGUUCUGGAAAUGUGUGAUGAUAUUCUGGUUGAUACGGUUGUCCUUGCAAACUAUGAGUUCUUCAGCUCCAUCUUCCACACGUUCCGGGUUAGUGUCUCCGAUCGGUAUCCCGCGAAACCAGACCAGUGGAAAGAACUCGGGGUGUAUGAGGCACGCAACACUCGUGAGGUGCAAGCCUUCGCAGUAGAGAACUCGCUUAUUUGGGCUCGAUAUCUGAGAAUUGAGUUCCUCACGCACUAUGGGCAUGAGUUCUUCUGCCCCGUCAGCUUGAUUCGGGUGCAUGGUACGACCAUGAUGGAAGAGUACAAGCAUGGCGAGAGCUCUGAUCACGUUGAGGUUGAGGAGUUGGAGGCCAGUGAAGCUAUUCAGGUUCCCGAAGACCUGGAGAUCAAGCCUGUGGAAAUGCCAGUCGAGGAAUCUAUUCCUGCGGUGGAACCUAGCCAACCUAGCCUUACAGUGGAGGAGAUUUGUCCAAACCCUCCAUCAGAGGCUGUCUCGCCUUUUGCGACGCAUAAUGAUGGAGAUACAUGCAGCAUUGAUGAUGGACCGCUUUUUCCGACUCCAUCGUCGUCAGCCACAACGGAUCAGACCAAUCCACCACCGAAACAGAACUCUACUGCUGCAGUUGGAGGUAGUCCCUCCGCGACCAAUGUCGCACCACCCGCCCCUUCAAAAGCUGAGGAUAUCCGAAAACAGGGCGAGCCUGCCAAAAGUGUCGUGGCCGCUCCGGAUGCCUCAAGCGUAUCUUUCGAGCCUGCUCAGCAGAACGCCACAUCCGAGACCGCAGGGAAACCUACUACCAACCCAAAAGAGGAGCAGAACAGCCCUCUUCCAGAAUCGACAAGACCUACCAACACUCAACCGCCAUCUGCAAAUCCCACGACCCAAGAAUCCUUCUUCAAGUCCGUCCACAAGCGGCUCCAGAUGCUCGAGUCGAACUCAACCCUGUCUCUUCUCUAUAUCGAGGAACAAUCUCGCAUCUUGCGCGAUGCGUUCAACAAGGUUGAGAAGCGGCAGCUAGCGAAGACAUCUACCUUCCUUGAAAGUCUCAACGUCACUGUUCUCAACGAAUUGAGAGAAUUCCGCGAGCAGUACGACCACGUCUGGAAGUCUGUUGCUCUUGAAUUCGAGCACCAGCGCAUUCAGUACCACCAAGAAGUCCACUCCCUCAGCGGCCAGCUCGGUGUUCUUGCAGACGAGCUCGUUUUCCAAAAGAGAGUCACCGUGAUCCAGAGCAUCAUGGUCCUCUGCUGCUUUGCCCUCGCCCUGUUCUCACGGGGGUCGGGAAGCAACUAUAUGGAAUUCCCUGCCGUUCAAAGAAUGGUCGCUCGGUCCUACAGUCUGCGGUCUUCAUCUCCAAUUUUCGCCACACCAUCGGCUAGCCCGGGGUCGACACGCCCGACUUCGUCCUCAUACCGUGAGAACGGUGGCCAUCGCAGAAACCUCUCCGACUCGUCCCAAGAUAGCGCUACUAGUCCGACCGCUGCUUAUUCCCCGCCGACUCCUACGUCUUCUUCUUCUCCAGAACGAGAUGUCGGGGAGACAGACAGGGUGGAAGAACCCGUCUCUCCCAAGUCUAUGUCUGUGCCUACUCUGGGGACACCACAACCCCGUUCUCAGAGUACACCGCCUGUACUGAAUGGGCGGCCUGAUGACCUGGACAUGACUACACCGGACGAUGUCGCCCGGGUUACCGAUACUCCACAGUCACCUGAGCUGUGA
Molecule: messenger RNA, 2610 nt
Organism: Penicillium roqueforti
Lineage: Eukaryota; Fungi; Ascomycota; Eurotiomycetes; Eurotiales; Aspergillaceae
Product: Sad1/UNC domain protein
Exons: 1
Coding region: 1-2610 (869 amino acids)
Biological process (GO): protein folding in endoplasmic reticulum
Cellular component (GO): cytoplasm; membrane
Source: RefSeq, a predicted model, not a curated record